This is a messenger RNA of Boleophthalmus pectinirostris (great blue-spotted mudskipper), 3150 nucleotides long. Its product is annotated as E3 ubiquitin-protein ligase RNF31. Gene Ontology annotation, molecular function: linear polyubiquitin binding; K63-linked polyubiquitin modification-dependent protein binding; ubiquitin protein ligase activity. Lineage: Eukaryota; Metazoa; Chordata; Actinopteri; Gobiiformes; Gobiidae. The record is from RefSeq and is a predicted model, not a curated record. Gene Ontology annotation, cellular component: LUBAC complex. Gene Ontology annotation, biological process: protein linear polyubiquitination.
AUGCGUUCUCUGUCGGAGCAGCUGCAGCAGACUCGUACGCAGACGGAGGUGUGUCUGUACUCGGGCGAGCGGCAGGUGGAGGUGUGGGCGGGCGUCAUGGCCAUGGCCAACCUGCCCCUGCCGCCGGGCUCCAAGUAUCACCACAUCACGGCCGAGACGCUGGUGAUCGAGAACAGCGCCGGGAGCAACCGCAAAGAGACCCUGGCGUCGCUGCAGAGGUUGUCCACAGCUCUGAACAUUCUGGAGAAGUACGGCUGUAACCUCACCAACCCCAACAGGCCCAAGUUCUGGAGGACGGUGAAGCACAACAACCCGGUGUUCAGGGCCACGGUCGACGCCAUCCAGGGCGGUCGUGGGGUGCUCUCUCUGUACGGGUACUCUCUCCAGGAGCCAGACGGACUCAGUUUCCCGGAGAACAUCCUGACUCCGGACGUGGGCCGAGUGGCAGCCGUCACUCUGGAGGUGAUGAGCCUCAGGAUGGAGAUCGAGAUGAUCAUCAAGGAGGCCCAUCCACAUCCAGAGUUUUAUGAGAGAAUAAUCCCGACGCUCAGACACAAGGACGUGGGUUUGAACACGGACGUCGUCGGCUCUCAGUUCUCGGCUCAUUCGUCCGGACACAGUAAAUCUCUGGGGUUCCCCUCCAAACACCACUCCUCCAGGGGCCCCUCGCACACAGGGGCCGAGCGGGGGCCCAAGUCCAUGCAGCCCAAGCACCCAGAGAACUGCUCCAUCUGUGGGAUCUUCCGUAUCUCCGUACACUGUGUUUCGUGUCUUCAGGGCCUCUGCUCCGAGUGUGAUAAACUGUACCACAGCGGCGCAGAGCGAGCCGGACACCAGCGCACCAAAGUCACCUCCACGCUGCCCCCUGGAGCCAAGACCAGGAACAGUUCUUCUUCGUGGAAGUGUGCGCUCUGCUCCAAGACCAACUCCAGUCACGAGGUGCUGUGUGAGGAGUGUGAAAGCCCACGGAGAGGCCUCAGCUCUGGGGUGGGAGCCGAGGACAAGCCCCCCUCCUCCAUCACCGAGUGGCAGUGUAAGAGCUGCACCGUGGUGAACGCCGCCAGCAGUGUGUUGUGUGAAGUGUGUGAGCGCCCCCGUCUGGCCACGCGCCCGCCCGUCACCCUGUCGCACCCGCCCAUCCCGCCCCGCCCCCCCGCCCCCGUGCUGGGCAUGCCCGGGGACCCAGACAGCCAGUGGGUGUGUCAGUUCUGCACGUACCUGAACUACUCCCCGGCGACGGUGUGUGAGAUGUGCGACCUGCCGCGCCCGGAGCCGCCGCCGCUGAACCGCCGCCCGCCGUCGCCCGUCAGGAGGGUCCCCGCGCUGUCAAUCAAAUCCAAAGACCCCUCCCCCGAGAGCCAAGAGACGAGACGCCAGAGAAUCCUGAAGGACGAGGGACUCAAACUCAUCCAGCUCAUCCGGGAGGGGGAGAAGAAGGGGAUCAGCCCAGAGGAGGUGUACACCAGCCUCACUCUGUCCCAGGACCCUCAGCCCUGGAGGUGGAUGAAGUCUGACCUGCCCCGAGUCCUGGCCCAGAUCCAGGUCCUCGUCUCCACGGCAACGCUGCAGGACAAGACCCGGAGCAACGCGCAGCACACGGAGCCAAACAAAGAGAAGUGGAGUCUGAGCGACAGGGGGAUCCAGAUCUCUAAAGCCGAGGCGAAGCAGGCGUUUCUGUCAGCAGGGGGCGACGUCCAGCGCGCCGCCACACACGCCCUGAGGGACCGACAGGCCAAGGUGGAUGAGCUGAGUUCUUUGGGUUUCUCUGACGUCUCUCAGGUGCAGGAGGUGCUGACCCAGGCGGGGGGGCAGCUGAGGGGGGCCCUGGCUCUGCUGCAGAGGGCCAUACUGGAGCCUUUUCACGAGAGAAUCUGGAGCGACGACCCGGAGCCUCCUGUGGACGUGCACCACCCCGACAAAGACCGUAUCUGUCGCCGCCUGCUGGCCGUCUACGACCUGCCGAGCUGGGGCCGCUGCGAGCUGGCCCUGUCCCUGCUCCUGGAGAACAGCGCCCCCUACGCUCUGGAGGACGUGGUGCAGGCCGUGAGGGAGUCGCACGACCGAGAGUUUAUCAAGAGGGUCCUGGCCAAAGAGUGCCCCAUCUGCCUGUCUGUAUUUCCACACAGUAAGAUGCAGUCCCUGACGUCGUGCCAGUGCAGUGUUUGCUGUGGUUGUUUCCAGCAGCAUUUCACCAUCGCCGUUCGAGACAAACACAUCAGAGACAUGGUGUGUCCUGUCUGCUGGGAGCCCGACAUCAACGACCCCGAGACCCUCAACAGCUACUUCUCCACUCUGGACAUACAGCUGCGUGAGUGUCUGGAGCCUGAAGUUUAUGAACUGUUUCAUAAAAAACUGACAGAACAGGCUCUGAUCAAAGACCCCAAGUUCCUCUGGUGCUGCCACUGCUCGUACGGCUUCAUUUACGACGGGGACCAGCUCAAAGUCACCUGCUUCCAGUGUCGCAACAGCUUCUGCGCUCAGUGCAAGAAACCGUGGGAGUCUCAGCACGCGGGUCUGACCUGUGAACAGUACCAGACGUGGAAGAGAGAGAACGACCCGGAGUAUCAGAGGCAGGGUCUGGCCGGGUACCUGCGCGACAACGGCAUCACGUGUCCUCACUGCAGGUUCCAGUACGCUCUGUCUAAAGGCGGCUGUAUGCACUUCUGCUGCUCUCAGUGCAGGUACCAGUUCUGCAGCGGCUGCAACAAUCCCUUCCACACCACGUGUGCGGUGGACGAGUGCAGCGUCUCCGGGCUUCACGCUCAUCACCCCAGAGACUGUCUCUUCUACCUCAGGGACUGGGAGCCGUCCAGACUUCAGGCCCUGCUGCAGAAUAAUGGAGUGGCGUUCAACACUGAAGCGCCCCCUGGGACACAGACGGGUCAGUGUGGGGUGCUGGAGCAGAAGGACGAGGGGGGGCAGCAGUCGGACUCGGCCUGUGGGGCUCAGACUCAGCCUGGACACGCUGGACUCUGCGAGAAGCAUUACCGCGAGUACCUGGUGAGUCUGAUCAACAGCAGCUCUCUGGACCCGGCUCCUCUCUUCAACUCCACCGAGCUGCUCCUGGCCUGCAGAAGGUACAAGGUGGACGAGAGCCGCCGAGACGGAGAAGACAACCUCAGCUACUACACCAGACUGCUACAGGUCUGA